GCCGCCUGAGGGAAAGAAAGGAAGCGGCGGCCGAAGGAGGCGGCGGCGCGGAGAUGAGAGGAUGGUGGCGGCGGUGACGCGGAAGGAGGAUGGAGUCUGUAGAUUAUUUAGAAGAACUUCCUGAGACAGAUGAGCCCACCUGGAUCUUAGGAAGACAGCACCACCUGAAAACAGAAAAAUCUAAUCUUCUUUCGGACAUUGGCUCUCGUAUUUGNGUGUUCCAUGUGCCUUCGGCAUUUAGUCAUGCUGGUGGUACAGGUCCUUCGUCAGAUGCUGGCUGGGGUUGCAUGUUGCGGUGUGGACAGAUGAUGUUGGCUCAGGCUCUGAUCUGUCAACAUUUGGGAAGAGAUUGGCAGUGGGAGGAAUACAAAAAACAACCAGAAGAAUAUAAAAAGAUUUUGUGCUGCUUCCUGGACAGAAAAGAUUGCUGUUACUCAAUUCAUCAAAUGGCUCAAUCGUUGUUGAACUUUGAGGGUUACUUGCAUCGCGCACGCUUUUUGACUAACUGCUGUCUUGCUUUGUUCAGGAAACUUGCACUCUUUGAUGAAUGGAAUUCCUUAGCUGUUUACGUGUCUAUGGACAACACGGUAGUGAUUGAAGAUAUCAAAAAAAUGUGCCGGGCCCCACCCCAGGGUUGCCCCAGGUCUCACUGCAGUUCACUGUCCUAUAGGAGCUCCGUCAACCCAGCCAAGACCCUGGGAGCUCCCGGUGGCAGUUGGAAGCCUCUGUUGCUGAUCGUGCCCCUUCGCCUGGGGAUAAACCACAUCAAUCCGGUUUAUGUCGACGCUUUUAAGGAAUGCUUUAAGAUGCCACAAUCUUUAGGAGCUUUAGGAGGAAAACCAAACAAUGCCUACUACUUUAUAGGAUUUCUGGGAAAUGAAUUGAUCUACCUGGACCCUCACACCACUCAGGUCUUUGUAGAUUCGGAUGAGAGUGGUGCAGUUGAUGACCAUAGCUUCCACUGCCAGCAAGCCCCCCACCGGAUGAAGAUAAUGAAUCUCGAUCCCUCUGUAGCUUUAG
Messenger RNA from Thamnophis sirtalis, 1020 nucleotides. Lineage: Eukaryota; Metazoa; Chordata; Lepidosauria; Squamata; Natricidae. The record is from RefSeq and is a predicted model, not a curated record.